This is a messenger RNA of Suricata suricatta (meerkat), 786 nucleotides long. RefSeq lists its product as uncharacterized. The record is from RefSeq and is a predicted model, not a curated record. The transcript has 4 exons. Lineage: Eukaryota; Metazoa; Chordata; Mammalia; Carnivora; Herpestidae. Bases 1 to 669 code for a protein of 222 amino acids.
AUGGCCAUGGCCAAGUACGGAGGAAUCGGUGGCUUCCCGGGACAGCGGCAGGGGGACGAUGCCCCACCAGGGACAGCGGCAGGGGACGGCCCCACCGGGGACAGCGGCAGGCCGCCUUCACUCAGGCAGGAGCGCAUGGCCGAAGUGGACCCCAAUCGCACCGGUCGCUUCGUGUUCUCAGGGACACGUGUGCUGGUGGGCCUGGCCGUCAGGACGCACGUGCCAAUGACACAUGAUGCCUCCUCGGAAUCUGAGGCAACUGAGGCGGCAGUAGCUGCUGCUAGCGCUCCAGCCGAGGCGCUGCGCGCGGCGCGGGCCCGCCCCCUCUGCGCUGCUGACCAAUCCCGUGCCGCCCGCCGCCGCUGGCCCCGCCCCACCGGAGAGCUGGGCCUCGCGAAAGUGGGCGCGGCGGGCCAAUCGAAAGGAGGAACGGGUUUGGAAGGGUUCCGCCUGCCAGAAGAGCAAAGCGGGCAGUCUCCUGGCCUGUGGGGCCAGAUCCUGAGAUCUCGCCCCUCUCGGAUCCCCAGCCCUGCCCAGGUCGCCCUGUCCCGGGCGAGCCUGCCCAGCCCCUGUCCCGGCCUCUCAGCAGGUGCGCCUUCUCUCCUGCCCGCUGAGGAAUCCAUGUCCCAGUCUGCAGGUACAGAUGCCCAGGUGACCAAGACUGUCUGAAGAGCUACAAGGCUGUCCUCAGGAGACACCAUGCCUCGAGUGUUUUAUUAUCCUUUCUCCAUACUUCCUGGCUUCGUUGUGCUUUGUUAGCAUUAGGGUCUUUUUCGUGAAGCUGUA